AUGACAAUAAAAUUGUCGAAACGUCGUCGACCAAAUAUUAAACGACUUCUUCAAAUUGAAUUUUCAUCACUAUUGACUAAUGAUGAACCAUUUAAACUUGAACUGCUAAGUUUAUUAGCUGAUUCAAUAUCGAAUAUUCAUACAUAUGAAUCUAUAUUUAAUGGAAAUAUUGCAAAACAUGAUUUAAUAUUGUUUAUUGAUCGAAUUAUGUUUAUGAGUGAUAAAGAACAAGUAGUUGAUACAUUAAGAUUAAGAUUUAUGGGCAAUCAAGUGCCAAUCGUUGAAUAG
Messenger RNA from Rotaria socialis, 288 nucleotides. The record is from the annotation of a GenBank genome assembly. Lineage: Eukaryota; Metazoa; Rotifera; Eurotatoria; Philodinida; Philodinidae.